GAUAAAACUGCGAAGAAGCGUAGUGUGUGGAUUAGAAUGAACGAACAGCCCCAACCGGUGAACAUUGUGUAGCUCGUCUGAUUCUCCGCAGAAGCUCUCACUCUGGUAGCGGGUUAGCACCAUGGCGAACGUUGCGGACACUAGGCUAUACGACAUCCUCGGAGUUUCACCUUCUGCCUCUGAAAACGAACUAAAAAAGGCUUAUCGGAAAUUGGCUAAAGAGUAUCAUCCUGACAAGAAUCCUGAUGCUGGUGACAAGUUCAAAGAAAUAAGUUUUGCUUAUGAAGUGUUGACAAACCCUGAGAAGAAAGAGCUUUAUGAUCGCUAUGGAGAGCAGGGCCUUCGGGAGGGAGGCGGCGGCGGCCCCGGCAUGGAUGAUAUCUUCUCCCACAUUUUUGGCGGAGGACUCUUCGGCUUCAUGGGCGGCCGGGGAAGUCGAAGCAAUGGAGGCAAGAGGAGAGGAGACGACAUGGUGCAUCCUCUGAAAGUGUCUCUUGAAGACCUGUACAAUGGAAAAACUACAAAGCUGCAGCUCAGUAAGAAUGUGUUAUGUAGCGCCUGCAAUGGUCAAGGGGGUAAGGCAGGAGCAGUACAGAAGUGUGUGGCAUGCAGAGGAAGAGGAAUGAAAAUCAUGAUCAGACAGCUGGCCCCAGGGAUGGUGCAGCAAAUGCAGUCUGUCUGCACCGACUGCAACGGAGAGGGUGAGGUGAUAAAUGAGAAGGACCGCUGCAGAAAGUGCGAGGGUCAGAAGGUUUGCAAGGAGACAAAACUUCUGGAAGUUCAUGUGGACAAAGGCAUGAAGCAUGGCCAGAAGAUCACAUUCUCUGGGGAAGCUGACCAAGCACCAGGUGUUGAACCAGGAGAUAUCGUUCUGGUGCUUCAAGAGAAAGACCAUGAGGAAUUCCGACGUGAUGGCAGUGACCUUCACAUGGUCCAGCGCAUUGGCCUUGUCGAAGCUCUGUGUGGCUUCCAGAUCACCAUCACACACUUGGAUGGACGUCAGCUGCUGGUCAAAUAUCCACCUGGCAAGGUCAUUGAGCCAGGUUGUAUUCGAGUUGUGAAAGGAGAGGGAAUGCCUCAGUACAGAAAUCCAUUUGAAAAAGGAGAUCUUUACAUCAAGUUUGACGUUCAGUUCCCAGAAAGCAACUGGAUCAGCCCUGAAAAACUCAAUGACUUGGAGAACCUUCUUCCAGCCCGAGCUGACAAUCCUGACAUCGCUGCAGAUGCUGAAGAAGUUGAUCUUGCAGAAUUUGACAGAAGUCAAGGGUCUGGCAGUGGAGGCAGGAGAGAGGUGUACAAUGAUAGUUCUGAUGAUGAAGGGGGCCAUCACGGCCCCGGGGUGCAGUGCGCGCACCAGUAGAAAGACUCAUACAUAGACUUUCACAUAAACACCCUUCAAGUUCCA
Molecule: messenger RNA, 1405 nt
Organism: Poecilia latipinna (sailfin molly)
Lineage: Eukaryota; Metazoa; Chordata; Actinopteri; Cyprinodontiformes; Poeciliidae
Gene: dnaja2b
Product: DnaJ heat shock protein family (Hsp40) member A2b
Exons: 9
Coding region: 122-1360 (412 amino acids)
Biological process (GO): response to heat; protein folding
Molecular function (GO): ATP binding; Hsp70 protein binding
Source: RefSeq, a predicted model, not a curated record